This is a messenger RNA of Monodelphis domestica (gray short-tailed opossum), 3653 nucleotides long. It is a transcript of the gene ZNF688, whose product is annotated as zinc finger protein 688. Lineage: Eukaryota; Metazoa; Chordata; Mammalia; Didelphimorphia; Didelphidae. The record is from RefSeq and is a predicted model, not a curated record. Gene Ontology annotation, biological process: regulation of DNA-templated transcription.
AUGUGGGCAGGCCACCGCCGCCGGUGCACUACGCGGGCCCAAGCCCGCCCGGGGAAGAUGAGCAGACCCGGCCCGGGAGCUAGGGGCCUCGUGAGCUUCGCCGAUGUGGCUGUGUACUUCUCCCAGGAGGAGUGGGGACGGCUGCGCCCCGGGCAGAGGGCCCUCUACAGGGACGUCAUGCGAGAAACCUACAGCCACCUGGGCGCGCUGGGAAUCCCAGGCCCCAAACCUGCCCUUAUCUCCUGGGUGGAACAAGAGACAGAGAUCUGGGGUCCGGCCGCACAGGAUCCAGAGGAGUUGGGGAGAGAUCAGAGAACAGUUUGUAGAGCAGGAAACUGGAGCAUAAAGAAUUGGAAUAGAGAAGAGCCCCAAGCCAGAAAUCCUUUGGACACAAAUGUGAGAGGCCAACUACUGGAACCUGGCUUCAAACUUAUAGACUCAACACACAAUGGAUCCUUGGAAUUGGCAGAGUCACCAUUCAAGACUGACUUCAGCAAGACUUUACCUCAGCCCUCUAUCCCAAAACCUCCAUUGGACACCCAGACAGGCCAACGGCGCCAUGCCUGUCCUGAUUGUGGACGCCGCUUUACCUAUCCUUCCCUGCUGGUCAGUCAUAGGCGAAUGCACUCUGGUGAAAGACCCUUUCCUUGUCCUGAAUGUGGAAUGCGCUUCAAACGGAAGUCUGCUGUUGAAGCUCAUCAGUGGAUCCAUCGAUCUUGCUCUGGGGGACGCAGGGGUCGUCGGCCUGGGAUACGGGCUGUGCCACUUGCCCCUGUUCGGGGUGACCGGGACCCUCCUGUGUUAUUUCGGCACUACCCAGACAUCUUUGAGGAAUGUGGAUGACCUGCUUCACUGGGGAUGGGGGAGAAGUGAUUGGAGAGGAGCUGAAGGUCUAAGCAUGGUCAAAGUACUAGAGGUAGGCUCUAAUGGGCAUGGAAGGGAGUAACCAAGCAAGACCUGGGGCCUGAAGCCAGUUCCUCAUUACUCCUUUGUGGGCUUAAUUCCAUAUUUGUUUGAAAGUGGGGGAAAAUGUACCUGUAAAAAGUUCAAAUUAAACUUUAUAAAAAAUUCAUUCAAUGCAGUAGGAGUUAUGGAGUAGCCUAGCUUUUAAUCAAGCCGUCCACUAACUAGAAUUACAGGCUAGUUCAACCUGCUGUCUUUCUACACUUUAUCCACUAUAUGAACAAAAGUAUCACUGGCACUGAGAAAACACAAAAUGAGAUGAGGAAGCAGGAAGAGGAACUGGGGCCAGAAAUGAUGAACCAUAACUGAAUGAUUCUUAGGAGAUAGAUACAAUAGCAGUUAAGGUCCAAAGAGUGGUCUAGGAAAAACUAGAGGUCUGGGACCAAAUGUACAGUAUUGGCAUUUUCCAUGUAGCAAACAUCAGAGUAGGCAAUAGUUGUGCAAUAAGAGAUAAAUUUUGGGAAGUAAGGAUUAGCAACCCACCCAGAGGUUUGAAUUAGAGGAGGCUGGAGGUGGGUGAAGAGUUAAAAAAUCUGAAACCAUGUAUAACAGGAAAAUAGCAUCAAUCAGAGCAUCAAGAGCCACACUUGUAAAAGUAGUAGUGAUUCAGGUGAGUGAUAAUGAUGACAUUACCUAGCCUAGUGGAAGUUCAAUAAUAAAGGAAAGAAUAGAAAAUCACAAUAAAAGAAUUUGUAGGACUUUGUACCUGUUGGGCUGGUGUGAUAUAGGAUGUGCAAGACAGGAGUCAAAGAUGAUGCCACAGUUUCAAGCUUGAAUGUUUAAGAGAAUAAUGACAUUGACAGCACAGGGGAAGUGAGAUUGAGGACAUGAUUUAGCAAGCACAGAGGAGCAGAAAGACCUCUGAUUCAAUGUGUUGAGUUUAAAAUGGACCUAAAGACAAAUCUUGGGGGUUCAAUAUUAGGCCUAACAAAUAGAGACUUGAAAGUCAUCAAUUUGAAAAUAAUAGAGGAAUGGAUAAAAUUAUGAAGGGAGAGUGGAAAGAAGAAAAAGAGGGCAAAGGCAGAGAAUUUGGAGAAUGCCCAUUAUGGGGCAAGAAGGGAAAGAAAGCAGGGCAAAAAAAAGAGAAUAGUCAGAGGAAGCAAACCUUGCAAAUCUUGGAAGCCAAGGGAAGAGUGUCACAAAGAAGGGAAUAGUAAAUAGUAUCAUGUUGCACAGUGGUAAAAGAGAAUAAGGACUGAGAGAAAAGACCAUUGAUUUUAAUGAUUAGUAAGACAAUGGUAAACUUCAUAAAAGUGGUGGGAGCAAAAACCAGAUUUAGAGUGGGCAUAAGGAAAGUCUUUACCUGGAAUACAAAGUUCAUAUUGUAAAAAAAGUAAUUUAUGUUAAAUUUAGAAAGAGCCUUAGAGAUCUCAUAGUUCAAACCUAUGAUUUUAUAAAGUAGAAAACUGAAUUUUACAGAGGUUGUGUGACUUCCCCAAGUUAACAGAUAGAGAAGAAAAACCAAAACAGAAUCUGGAUCUCCUUAUCUUUGGACCACGGUUCUUUCUUAAUCAGCAUAUAAUCUUUGACCUACCAAAUUUAGGCUCUUCACAGACACAAAGGGAGGAACUUCUAGAAUAGGGGGAAGCAUCCAAAGGAUUGAAACCCUGUUUAUUGCCAAAAUGCUAAAUAAUGUAGGAAAAAAAACCAAAGAAGUGUGUAAAUCUCUUAAUAUGUGCUCCAAAAUGUAUUUUUAUGAUCUGAAACUUUGUUGCCAAGGAUAGGAAUCAUAUAAGUUACAUAAGGGCUGUAUCUCAGAACUAGACUCACUCUCUUGUGCCUUAGCUUUUUGUUAGUAAUCAGAAGUGACUAAGCAGUUACCUCUGUGGUCACAUUUAUUGGAAAACUGCAUUAUCUUAAUCUAUGACUUAGAGUCUUGUUGGAGGAGAAACUUUGAAAUAUCCAUUUUGUGAGAAUGGGGGGGGCUUAACACAGUGAAUCUUUGUAUUCUCUGCCCUUGUUCAGUCACAUGACUCCAAAGAUGUGGUUUGCCAUAGAGAAUUGGGAAAGACUAUCAUCCCGUUCAUUUUUUCAUCAGUGCUACUAGGAGAUGUGUAUCAUUCUCAAAAGAUGUCAUAAGGAUGAGAAUGUUUACUUCUUCCCCACACACACACUAAAAAAAAAAAUGAGAAUGUAGUUAUAUGGAUCGGUAGCUUUGACAUCCUCUCUGUCACCUUUUUUGGGGGUAAUAUCCAUCAUUUCCUCCCCUUUUUUACCUUCUAUUCACAUAGAUAUCUUAUUAUUAAAUGAUCCCCUAUUGAUUUCAAGAUUGUUACUUCCAUAAUGAAUUUCUGUGAUAUAUACUUUUUUGUCUGCCUAAACAUCAUAUCAGUUUUCCUACCUAGCAUAUUAGGCAUUCAGGCAUUAAGGUCCAAAUAGUAUUCCUUUGUCCACUGAUGAUGAUGAAAAUAGAUGGUUAGAGAAAUGUUGAUUAAUUUGUUCUAUUCUGCUCUAUUCUAUUCCAUUUUAAGCAUCCACUUCUUGCCUGUUUAACCUUUUGAAUGCUUUUGAAUUUGUUACUUGGUUGGUUCCCAUGUCAAGGCUUCUGUAGCAUUUUUCCCUUUCACUACUUUUUUGCUGUUUUAUGAGAUAAUUCUUGUAAUAUUCUACCUUCCUCUAAGGCUUUGCAAAUGAGUUUGUAUUUUAAACCAGUUUAUCAUGUGUUUUCUGAUCAAGGCUGUUUCUGUCUG